This is a messenger RNA of Erigeron canadensis, 1665 nucleotides long. RefSeq lists its product as uncharacterized. Bases 1 to 1665 code for a protein of 554 amino acids. The transcript is spliced from 2 exons. NCBI's taxonomy places the organism in Eukaryota, Viridiplantae, Streptophyta, Magnoliopsida, Asterales, Asteraceae. The record is from RefSeq and is a predicted model, not a curated record.
AUGGAAGAUCUUCACAUUCCUGUGAAACUUCCAAUUGAUUUAUUCUGUGACAAUAAGUCUGCCAUUUUAAUUGCUCAAAAUCCUGUUAACCAUGAAAGGACCAAACGCAUAGAAAUUGACAUUCACUUGAUCAGAGAGAAGGUCAAAGGUAAUCACUUGUCUCGGGUUGAAGAAAAUCAGUUUGACGGGGUUGUUAAGUGGGAUCCGUACGAUCAUGUGGAGAAGUUUGAAAAGGUUUGUCGAUUGUUCAAGUAUGGGGAGACUCAUAUGCCACAUGUUAAGCUUGACUUGUUUCCGUUGUCUCUCACGGGAGAGGCGGCAAAUUGGUAUAAGAAUCUCGAUGACAACAUAUUUGAAACAUGGCAAGAGUUAAGGGAAGGGUUCAUUGAGCGGUUCUUUCCGGCUCAAUUGGUUGAAACAAUGAAGUUGGAGAUUCGGGCGUUUAAGCAACUUAGUGGUAAGGAUUUGGUAGAUGCUUGGAAGAGAUUGAAGGAGUUGAUGAGAAAUUGUCCUGGGCAUGGUAUUCGAUUGAAUGAGCACAUUCUUAUUUUCUUCCGGGGUUUAGAUAGCCGUACUCAAAGGGAAUUGGAUUGGGCUUGUGGAGGUAACAUUAAUAAUGUAACUUACAACGAAGCCUAUAAGAUUAUGGAAGAUAUGGUUCGUACUAGUGUGAUUCGAGAAGCGGGUAGGACUAAACCGGAUCUUGUGAAAACGGGAAGAAGAAGUGUGGCUUGGGUGGAUAGUGGUGGAAGUAAUGAUGUUGUGGCUGAAAUUAAGGCAUUGGCAAGUCACAUGGAUAAGCAAUUUGCAAGCAUGGAUGGUAGGUUCGGGUUGAUUGAAAAUGAUUUGAAGACGGCGGUUGCGGGUUGUGAUAUUUGUGGUGAUAGGCAUUACACGGAAGAUUGUGAUAAAGCACCACGGAAUGAGGAAGUUGAUUAUGUUCAAAAUCAAUAUCAACCACCGUUUGCAAAUCGAGGGCUGUUUCAAAGGAAUGGAGCUUAUCAAAACCGGUACCAAGGUAAUUCUAAUUCUAAUUUUAAUUCUAAUGGUGCAGGAAAUUAUAGGUCCACAUUGGGAGCUUCAUGGCAAGGAAGAAAUCAAGGAGGUCCUUCGGUUCAACCGGUUGAAGUCGUUGAUCCAAACGCCGAACUUAGGGAUCUUGUGAAGAAGUUUAUGGUUGAUCAAGACAAGAAGAAUGAGAACUACCAAACCGAUAUCACCGCUUUGAAUGAUAAGAUGAAUCAAAAUAUCAAAAGUCAACAAGCGGCGAUCAAGGAUUUAGGAGUGAGGCUUGAUAGAAUGGGUAAUUCUAAUCAUCAACAAGGAUCUUUGCCAAGUAAUACUCAACAAAAUCCUAAGCCUUCCGGUUCGAAUGAUGAAGGUAAUAAGUAUCAACACCCUAAUGUUAGGAAUGAGCAUGUAAAUGCCAAAACUACUCGGUCGGGUAAGGUAGUUAAUUCUCCUAUUUCUAGUGCUACUAAUGUUCCUACGCAGGUUGAUAGUGAGGACGAAGAAGAUGAACAAGUUGAUGAAGAGAUUGUAAUGGAGCCGAACCAAGCCGUGAAACCACUGACCGUUCCACUUACAUCUACUACACUGGUAGCUAAACCAACGGUUGUUGAACCUGAGGUGAAGGCAUACAAGCCUAAGAUUCCUUUCCCUUAG